AUGAAAGUCCUGAAACGUCUCCCUCUUUUAUUGGGGUGUUGGACUCUCUUAUACCUGGAAUUUAUCCCAGUGUCACUGAGCCAUACCGGGACGGCACAGCGCGCAACCGAGAGCCGAGGCAAGGAGCACGCAGGCGGAGCAAGUAAAGAAGCCAACCCGGGAAUCACCUCAACUGCCAGGUCUACGGUAGGAAACUACGACGUAGCGGGUUGGAAGUCUCCGAGCGCUGCGAGGAUCACGCGCAUUAGGACAGGACCCCCGCUGAUAAAGGGCGAGGCAGCCAAAGCAAAAGCUGUGACAUCAGUGUCAUCACCACACGGCGUAACGGCGAGUAGUGUUCGUGGAACUAUCAAUUUGGGACGCAAGGAGUCUGCGCGCUCUUGGGUACCCGACGGGGAUGCUACCAACGCAGCUGCUGUGCCUGCUCUCAUGGCGUUGAACGUGCAAACACGCAAAGGCGGAGAUACGCCCAGACAGAGCAAAGGAAAGACGUUCCCCAGAGUUGCAACAUCAGCACGAACUGGACAGCAUAGAGUCAUUGCUGUGCAAAAAUACAGCGCUCCGUUAGCCCAAAGGAGUGCCAAAGCAACGGGCAAACUGAGCGACAGAGACCUUCCGAAGCACCCAUUGGUGACUCCGCACGACUACAUGUUGUCACUGUAUUGGUCACUAUCCACAGGAGAGGUGAACACCAGCGUGUUGCACGAGGCUGGCAUGGCCAACACCAUCACCAGCUUUGUGGAUAAAGGACAAGAUGACCGUCUUCUCCAGCUGAGAAGACAGAAGUAUAACUUCAACAUCAGUUCCCUGGAGGAGGAGGGGUUACUGGGUGCCGAGCUGCGCAUUCUCAGGAAAAGACUGGCCGACCCACGCAAAGCACUUUCUACUGGCAGAGUUUUCUGCCUGAAGCUUUUCACCUGUGCAGCAGGUAAGCAGAAAGCGACACUGCUCCAAACUCGAACCAUCGAGGACCACAAUACGCCCAAAUGGGAAGUGUUUGACAUUUGGAAACUAUUCAAGAAUUUCCACAACACCGUCCAGCUUUGUUUCGAGCUGGAGGCCUUGGAACGAGGCCGCCCAGUGGACCUCAGGGCAAUGGGAUUCAGUCGUCUGGGCAGGCAGACCAAAGAGAAGGCCUUUUUCCUCGUGUUCGGACGUACCAAGAAACGCGACUUGUUCUACAGCGAGAUCAAAGCCCGGUCGGGCCACGACAACAAGACUGUGUACGAGUACCUGUUCACCCAGCGCCGUAUGCGCCGAGCCCCCACCACCCGUGGCAAGAAACUGGCCAAGAACCCCAAGCCUCGUUGCCACAGGAAGCAGCUACAUGUCAACUUCAAGGAGAUGGGUUGGGAUGAUUGGAUCAUUGCCCCACUGGAGUAUGAGGCCUACCACUGCGACGGGGUGUGCGACUUCCCCAUCCGCUCGCACCUCGAGCCCACCAACCACGCCAUCAUCCAGACGCUCAUGAACUCCAUGGACCCUGACUCGACUCCGCCCACCUGCUGCGUGCCCACUCGCCUCAGCCCGAUCAGCAUCCUCUACAUUGACUCAGCCAAUAACGUGGUUUACAAACAGUACGAGGACAUGGUGGUGGAGUCCUGUGGCUGCAGGUAGCAAUGGACAAAGGAUUCACCUGAGACCUUGGUUUUAUAGUUCAGCCAGAACCCUACAAGUCAAUGGGACUGAGUUUUAUUUUUGGAGUAAACAGAUUGGUUAAUAGUUGUUAGGGAAAUAUACUUUGAAAGCAACUGACAUGAAACUAAUAACACAAAUCACUUCCUGAGACCUUAUUUCAUGAGGUGGUUAAGGAAUAAUAUGUACGUAUCCAAUGAUGAUUUGGCAAGAGAUGUGAAACUGUUUCACUACAUCUUCCCAAUCCAUGCUAUUUUCAUGCUAUUUUCGCAUCGUAUGUAUUGAUGUAAAUGUUUGCUUUUCAUGAUGAUGCACAAACAUGUCAAUCACUUUACUGGUCACAGUUUGAACACAUUGCUCAGUUAGUUUAGGAUCAAGGAAACUAUUUCUUGUAUCACAGAUCAUUUAAUGUAUCUCACUGUUAUGUUAAAAGUUGCUUUGAACUGCUGUUCCGUGACAUCACUUGUUGGAUACCUUCACACCUAUCUCACUGCCCCUUGUAAAGCGCUUGAAACAUUGGAUGAGAACAUCUGCAUGCAUUCGUGUCAAAAUGUCAUGUUUCUCUUGGAGCAAUAUGAUGUAGCCUGACCAUUUCCUUUAAUUGAAAUGGCAAUACCAUUGGCAUGUGUACAUCUCAAACUGAACUGGUGGGGUUUGGGAAAGGUCAUAAAUGGUUUGUUGCACACAAAUAAUAUCUAACAGCUUACAAAUCCCAUUGAAGAAUUAAAAGCCCAUUGAUGAAAUGUCGAAGAUACCUUGAAUUUAAGACAUGUAAGGCAUUGUCACCUUCCACUGAGUUGUUUGUAUUCAUACAGUGCAUUGAAAGUAUAUUUUGAUACAGAUACACAAUUACAGUACUUUUAAAAUAUCUGUCCACUGUUCCACAUUUCUAUGAAAUAUUUACCAAAAAUUAAUUACAAUAUAUAUUUAAUAGAAGGAUGUUAAAAAUCUGCCUUUCUCUGUGCUCCUGUUUGGCCUUAGUAUAAACAACAGUUUGGUUUGGACGUAUAUCGCUUAAAAAAAGCUGAUUUGCCAGCUCAGCCAAUGAGACGCUCAUAGACUUGGAUAUUCAAAUUGCCUACCAACAACUCCACCUGGGGCAGGGCUGCAUGCAUUGCCUAGCAGUCUUGCCUUUAAUUCUUUUUUUUAAAUUUUUUUACCGAAGGCAUGCUGCCUGUAGUCAAAUAGUAGGCUUUGGAUGGAUUCAGGAUUUUAAACACACGAUGGAACUACUACACUUUACUAUAACAGCAAACUCACGUAAACUCGUACAUCGCCUUGGUCCGUACAAUUGCCCUUAUUUUUGCGCCCCAAAAACGUAAUACUUCCAAAUCAACUUUAAUGUCAAUACCAUUGUAAAGCACAAUUUCUCCCAUUUCCACAUAAUCCAUUACAUGACCUAAACACUGCCGUUUCUGCAUAAUUCAAGCAAGCAAUGAGCCCUGUCGGGUCUUUUUAAAAAUGGCGGGUGGGGAAGCGAAACUAAUGCGUGAUAGUGAGAAGGAGAGAUGUCGUGUGGGAAAAUUACUUUUUUUCACUCGAUCUGUCCAACUUAUCACCUUAUCGCCUCUAAAAUGUAAAUAAAACACUACAAAGAGUUUA
Oncorhynchus masou masou (cherry salmon) is the source of this 3237-nucleotide messenger RNA. RefSeq names its product growth/differentiation factor 5-like. Gene Ontology annotation, molecular function: cytokine activity; growth factor activity. The coding region runs from base 1 to 1617 and encodes 538 amino acids. The transcript has 2 exons. Lineage: Eukaryota; Metazoa; Chordata; Actinopteri; Salmoniformes; Salmonidae. The record is from RefSeq and is a predicted model, not a curated record. Gene Ontology annotation, cellular component: extracellular region.